GAGAGAAACAAAGAAAAAAAAAAAAAGAAAAAAAAAAGGAAAUGUCAACCACCUUGCCGCCAAAGGGCGAUGCGAGCGUGGCUGGUGCCUCGCAGCCCGACCGAAUCACCGACCAUGACCUGUUGGGUGGCGGAGACAGCGACGGCAAGCCCGAGGUCGAGCACCACUCUGGAGACGUGACUUCGGCCGCAGAAUUGACGCCCGAGGAGCUCGAGCUGGAAAAGAAGCUCAAGAAGAAGAUUGACACGCUCAUCAUGCCGUUGGUGGUGCUAGUCUAUCUGAUGAACUAUAUCGAUCGCAACAAUUAUGCCGCAGCCAGGCUCCAAGGCCUCGAGACGGACCUCAAUCUCAGCGACUCGCAGUACCAGCUCGGGCUCUCCAUCCUCUUUGUUGGUUACAUCCUCGCUCAGGUGCCGUCCAACAUGCUGCUCAACUACAUGGGCCGCCCGUCGCUCUACCUGGGUCUCUUCACCAUGCUCUGGGGGUCCGUGUCUGCCCUGACCUCGCUGGUCAAGAGUUUUGGACAGAUCGUCGCGUGCAGGUUCAUCCUCGGCAUGGUCGAGGCGCCCUUCUUCCCGGGCGUGCUGUUCUACCUGUCCAAGUGGUACACCAAGUCGGAGCUGAACCUGCGCAUGUCCAUCUUUUACUCUGGGUCCCUGAUCUCGGGUGCAUUCGGCAAUCUGAUUGCAGGAGGGAUCCUGAGUGGGUUGGGGAACUCGCACGGUUUGUCUCCGUGGCAGUGGCUGUACAUUAUUGAAGGCGUCAUCACCGUCGCGGUCGGCUUCCUCCUCAUCUUUGUGCUCCCCGACUUCCCCGACACCUGGAAGGGGCUGUCGCCAGAGCUCAAGCAGAUCGCCAACCGCCGCCUGGCCAUCGAGGCGGCGCAGGCCGACGUGGACGAGGCCGGCGGCAUGAGCCAGCUCAAGGGCUUCAAGCUGGCCAUGAUGGACCCUUGCACCUACGUCCUGGCCCUCUCGUACAUGUGCGCGACCGGCACGGCCGGCUUCCAAAACUUCUUCCCCACCCUCACCAGCACCUUUGUCGCCGGCGACGACCGGGUCAAGGCCCUGCUGCUCUGCGCGCCGCCCUACCUGUUCAUCACGGUCGGUUCGCUGGUCCACUCUGUCUUUUCCGACCGGGUUGGGAACCGGUUCUGGUUCUACAUGUACCCCAUUCCAGUCACCAUUGUCGGCUUCCUCAUCUUCAUGUUUGUCGACGACUCCAACUUUGGCGCAAAGUACUUCUCGCUCUUCCUCAUGGUGGUCGUCUUCAACAUGAACGGCACCACCUACGCCUGGAUCGCCAACGCCAUCCCCCGCCCGCCCGCCAAGCGCGCCGCCGCCUUUGCCUUUAUCAACAGCAUCGGCAACUCGGCCAGCAUCUGGACGCCCUUUACCUACCGCCAGAAGGACUUCCCCUCGUACAAGCUGGCCAUGGGGAUCAACAUUGGUCUGCAGGCGGUGGCGGCCGUGUGUGGUGUGCUGAUGUGGUACAUCCUGACCAGCCGGAACAAGCAGCUGGAGAGGAUGGAGAAUGAGGACUCGGAGCUCAGCGGCAAGGACUUGGCUGUGCUGCAGAAGACGGCCGAUCUGGCUGGUGUCGACAUUACGACGGCGAGGAGGCAGCAGAAGGGGUACAGGUACAUGAUUUGAAGAUGUACGAUGUACCUGUUGACGUGCUAUGAGACAUUAGACUAGCUG
Messenger RNA from Pyricularia oryzae 70-15, 1700 nucleotides. Its product is annotated as MFS transporter. The record is from RefSeq and is a predicted model, not a curated record. Gene Ontology annotation, biological process: transmembrane transport. Gene Ontology annotation, molecular function: transmembrane transporter activity. Bases 42 to 1652 code for a protein of 536 amino acids. The transcript is spliced from 4 exons. Lineage: Eukaryota; Fungi; Ascomycota; Sordariomycetes; Magnaporthales; Pyriculariaceae. Gene Ontology annotation, cellular component: membrane.